Messenger RNA from Galleria mellonella (greater wax moth), 2358 nucleotides. RefSeq names its product conserved oligomeric Golgi complex subunit 4 (gene Cog4). Lineage: Eukaryota; Metazoa; Arthropoda; Insecta; Lepidoptera; Pyralidae. The record is from RefSeq and is a predicted model, not a curated record. The coding region runs from base 94 to 2358 and encodes 754 amino acids. The transcript has 13 exons.
UUUGAUUGAGUUGUCAAAUCUCCUUAGCUGACGUUGUUUACAAUUUUUAUUUUAUAAAAACUCAAAAAUAUUCUUAUAGAAAAAUUCCGUAAUAUGUCUCUAACAUUGUUGCUAGAAAAAUAUGAUGUAUCUACAGAAGAAGGACUGCAGAAAGCUCUGCUUGAAAUCGAAAAGGAAGAGGUAGAAGUAGAUGAAGCUUUAGCUGGUGUGCUGUCACGUGCUUGCACACUGGAGGGCCGACUACGUACUGCCAGCCAGGCGUACACAAAGCUGGGAGAAGUGAAAACAGAUGCACAAGUGGCUGCUGACAUGGUAGAUAGAACUGCAGAACUGGCGAGAGAUGUCAGUGCUAAAGUACGCCAACUAGACUUAGCUAGAUCGCGUGUGGCCGAGUGUCAGCGGCGCGUGCACGACUUGAUAGACUUGCAGCUGUGCAGUGCAGGCGUGGAGGCGGCCAUAAAAGCUCACGAUUACGAAACGGGCGCGGCGCACGUGGCCCGCUACCUGUCCAUGGAGCCCGGCUCGCUGCAGGCGGCGCGGGCGCGCGGCGCCCCCGACCCUCGCCACACCAUGGAGCGAGCGGCCGCCACGCUCGGGGAACAUCUCGUACGCAAAUUCGAGGAGGCAGCAAAAAAGGAAGACGAAGCGGCGGUGGAACGCCUGUUCAGGUUGUUCCCCCAGAUCGGUCGCGCUGACGACGGAGUCGAUUUGCUCGCGAAGUAUCUCCUUACACAAGUGGAGGGCGCGGUGCGUCGCGCGUGCGUGGUGGCGGGCGGCGCGGGUGCUGGUGCCGCCGGUGCCGGUGCUGGUGCGGAGGCGGCCGUGUUCGCGGACGCGCUGACGCGCGUGCUGGAGGCGGGCGCGGCGGCGGCCGAGCGCGCGCGCCGCGUGCCGCCGCCCGCCGCCGGCCGCCUGCCGCGCGCGCUGCGCCUGCUGCAGCCCGCGGUAUGCGCAGGCGCUCGGCGUGUGUUCGCAGCACAGCGGGCCGCUCGUCUCGACAACGCAGCGAAUGCGACCGGCGCGGGCGCGCUCGCCGCCGAGCCCGUGCUGGCAGAACUAGCACUGUCGCUGUCUCGAGUGCGGCUCUACUUCGACUUUUUGCGAAGGAAAACAGAGGCAGAUGCAUCAACGUUAGACGAGGCAGGCAAGCAAGCGUCAGCGGAAGCGAUAGAGAAGAUCAUAGCGGAGUGCGAGCUCACGCGCAUCGCGCAGGACAUGCUCGCGCACUACCUGCAGCUCGAGAGGUAUUUCCUGGAGGAGAGUGUAAGCAAAGCAUUGAAAAUGGCAACACCGCAAGCGGGUUCUACCACGUCGAGUCUAGUUGAUGACGUGUUCUUCAUUGCUAGAAAAGUUAUAAGGCGCGGCGUGUCGACGGGCAGCGUGGACGGCGCGUGCGCGGUGCUGAACGAGGCGGGCGCGCUGCUGGAGCGGCUGCCGGCGGCGGCGCUGCGCCGCUGGCUGCGCGCGAGUGUGUGUAGUGUGUGCGAGUGUGCAGCGUGCAGUGUGUCCGUGUGCAGGCGCGGCGUGUCGCCGGGCAGCGUGGACGCCGCGUGCGCGGUGCUGAACGAGGCGGGCGCGCUGCUGGAGCGGCUGCCGGCGGCGGCGCUGCGCCGCUGGCUGCGCGCGCCGCCCGACGCGCUGCCGCUGCCGCCGCCCGCCGCCGCACCCGCACUCGCGCCUGCGCCGCGACUUACCAAGGAACUCGACGCGCAACGUGCUCUAUUUCUGGCGCACCUGAACGAGGCGGAGGCGGGCGGCGAGUGGGCGGAGCGGCUGGCGAGCGAGGCGGUGGCGGAGGCGGGCGCGCUGUGCCGCGGCGAGCGCGACGCGGCCAAGCUGGCGUCGUGCGCGGCCGGGCUGGGCGCGGCCGCCGCCGCCUUCCGCGCCGCGCACGACCUGGGGCUGGCCGGCCUCCGCGCCGCGCUGCGCCCGCGCCUGCUCGCCUGGGCCGACGCGCUCGCCGACCCGGGGGACCUGGCAGAAGACAUAGAGGAGGACACGGACGCGGACGCGCUGCCCGCGGCGCUGGACGUGCUCGCGGAGAGCGCGCGCGCGCAGCUGUCGCCGCAGACGGCCGACGCCGUGCUGCUCGGCGCGCUCAGCGACCUGGCGGCGCGCGCCGAGCGCCGCCUGCUGCACCACACGUACAGCCGCGAGGCGGGGCUGGUGGUGGAGCGGCGCGCGCGGCGGCUGGCGGGCUGGGCGGGCGGCGCGGCGCCGGCGGCCCGCGAGCGCUGCGCGCGCCUGGCGCAGGCGGCCGCGCUGCUGGCACUCGAGCGGCUGCAGCACGCGCACCACGCGCUGCAGCCCGCCGCGCGCCUCGCGCCCGCCGACGCCCGCAUACUCGCGCGCAGGUAG